Manacus vitellinus (golden-collared manakin) is the source of this 6166-nucleotide messenger RNA. It is a transcript of the gene GAPVD1, whose product is annotated as GTPase activating protein and VPS9 domains 1. The record is from RefSeq and is a predicted model, not a curated record. Lineage: Eukaryota; Metazoa; Chordata; Aves; Passeriformes; Pipridae. Bases 225 to 4688 code for a protein of 1487 amino acids. Gene Ontology annotation, biological process: vesicle-mediated transport; regulation of GTPase activity. Gene Ontology annotation, molecular function: guanyl-nucleotide exchange factor activity; small GTPase binding. Gene Ontology annotation, cellular component: cytosol; endocytic vesicle. The transcript is spliced from 27 exons.
GCUGGGCAGGUCCAACACUUGAAACUUGACGAGUGCGGUGACUUCCCUUUUUGGUUGCUCGCAGACCCCCAACGCCGGAGAGCUCCGUCCAGGCACUAUCAGGCUUUUUUCUUGCAAAGUCAUGAUCCCGCGCUCCUGAGAGCUGUCGGGAUGGAGCUCUCGGAGCGGGCAUGUGACACUACACUUACUGAUAGUGGGUGCUGUGUCACCCCUGGCUGCCCACCAUGGUGAAGCUGGACAUCCACACGCUGGCUCACCACCUGAAGCAGGAGCGGCUCUACGUGACGGCGGAGAAGCAGCUGAUCCAGCGGCUCAACGCCGACGUGCUGAAGACGGCGGAGAAGCUCUACCGGACAGCCUGGAUCUCCAAACAGCAGCGCAUCAACCUGGACAGGCUCAUCAUCACCAGUGCUGAAGCUUCUCCUGCUGAAUGUUGCCAACAUGCAAAAAUCUUGGAGGACACGCAGUUUGUGGAUGGAUAUAAGCAGCUGGGAUUUCAGGAGACUGCUUACGGAGAAUUCCUGAACAGACUGAGAGAGAACCCGAGGCUUAUUGCGUCCUGCCUGGUUGCUGGAGAGAAGCUCAACCAGGACAACACUCAGAGUGUCAUUCACACAGUCUUUACCUCCAUUUAUGGCAACUGCAUCAUGCAGGAGGAUGAGAGUUACCUGCUCCAGGUCCUCCGUUACCUGAUUGAGUUUGAACUCAAGGAGAGCGACAACCCCCGGCGGCUGCUCCGACGAGGCACCUGUGCCUUCAGCAUCUUGUUCAAACUCUUCUCUGAAGGACUCUUCUCUGCAAAACUUUUUCUUACUGCAACCUUACAUGAGCCAAUCAUGCAGCUCCUGGUUGAAGAUGAAGACCACCUGGAAACCGAUGCAAACAAGUUAAUUGAGAGAUUCUCCCCAGUACAGCAGGAAAAGUUAUUCGGAGAGAAAGGCACAGAAAAGUUCAAGCAAAGAGUCCAAGAGAUGGUUGACUCCAACGAGGCCAAGCUGGUGACUUUGGUCAACAAAUUCAUUGGCUAUCUCAAACAAAACACUUACUGUUUUCCUCACAGCUUGAGGUGGAUUGUGUCGCAGAUGUACAAAACGCUGUCGUGCGUGGACAGGCUGGAGGUUGGGGAGGUCAGAGCCAUGUGCACAGAUCUUCUUCUGGCCUGUUUCAUCUGCCCUGCAAUCGUUAACCCAGAGCAGUAUGGGAUCAUUUCUGAUGCUCCUAUAAAUGAGGUGGCAAGAUUUAAUCUGAUGCAGGUUGGGAGGCUCCUGCAGCAGCUGGCAAUGACGGGCUCUGAGGAGGGAGAUCCACGUACCAAGAGCAGCCUUGCUAAAUUUGACAAAAGCUGUGUUGCUGCUUUCCUGGAUGUGGUCAUCGACGGGCGCGCGGUGGAGACGCCUCCGAUGUCUGCUGUCAACCUGCUGGAGGGGCUGAGCAGGACCGUGGUGUACAUGACAUACAGCCAGCUGACCACUCUGGUUGGCUUUAUGCGCAACGUGAUGUCAAGCGAUCAGCUUAAGGAAGAUCGGAUGGCUUUGGAAAACUUGCUGGCAAACUUACCCCAGAACAAGCCAGGGAAAAGCAGCAGCCUUGAAAUGACUCCAUAUAACACCCCCCAGCUUUCUCCUGCGACCACUCCAGCCAACAAAAAAAACCGGUUACCGAUAGGACAGCAAUUGGCAGCCAUUACUGCCUGGGACACCUCUGCCACCAAUCUGUCAGCUCACAUAACUCUAGUAACCCCUUUUGCAACUCGUAGCAGAAGUAGAUCAAAUAUUCUGAUGGAUCAGCACGGAGAUCACGAAGGAUCCUCCCAGGAAACUAUCCCAGAAGUUCAGCCAGAAGAAGUGCUGGUGAUUUCUCUGGGGACAGGUCCACAGAUUACUCCAGGAAUGAUGUCAGAAAAUGAGGUCUUAAACAUGCAGCUUGCAGAUGGCGGGCAAGAUGUCCCCAUUGACGAAAACAAACUCCAUGGUAAACCUGAUAAAACCUUGCGCUUUUCCCUCUGCAGUGAUAAUCUGGAAGGAAUAUCUGAAGGUCCUUCCAAUCGCUCCAACUCGGUGUCCUCGCUGGAUUUGGAAGGGGAGUCGGUGUCGGAGCUCGGCGCGGGCCCCUCCGGGAGCAACGGUGUGGAGGCUCUGCAGCUCCUGGAGCACGAACAAGCCACAACUCAGGAUAAUCUGGAUGACAAGCUCCGUAAGUUUGAAAUCCGUGAUAUGAUGGGUUUGACUGAUGACAGAGAUAUAUCAGAAACUGUGAGCGAAACCUGGAGCACAGAUGUCUUGGGAAGUGACUUCGACCCCAACAUGGACGAGGACCGGCUGCAGGAGAUCGCAGGUGCAGCUGCAGAGAACAUGCUAGGCAGCUUGCUGUGUUUGCCAGGUUCAGGAUCCGUGUUGCUUGAUCCCUGCACAGGUUCAACCAUAUCAGAAACCACAAGUGAGGCGUGGAGUGUGGAAGUAUUACCGAGUGAUUCAGAGGCUCCAGACUUAAAACAGGAGGAAAGACUCCAAGAACUGGAGAGCUGUUCUGGGCUGGGCAGCACGUCUGAUGACACAGAUGUGAGGGAGGUCAGCUCUCGACCCAGCACUCCAGGACUCAGCGUUGUGUCAGGUAUUAGUGCAACAUCUGAAGAUAUUCCCAACAAGAUUGAGGAUCUCAGAUCUGAAUGUAGCUCUGACUUUGGGGGAAAAGAUUCUGUGACAAGUCCUGAUAUGGAUGAAACAGCUCAUGGAGCCAGUCAGUUGACAUCUCCACCUUCUCAGACAGAUUCUUUGCUUGCGUUGUUUGACCCUCUGUCCUCAAAUGAGGGUGUGUCAGCUGUAGUAAGGCCUAAAGUGCACUAUGCAAGACCCUCUCACCCACCUCCGGAUCCCCCCAUCCUGGAAGGAGCUGUGGGAGGUAACGAGGCCCGACUGCCAAACUUUGGGUCUCACGCUCUGAUUCCAACGGACCUGGAAGCCUUCAAGCAGAGACAUUCCUACCCGGAGAGGCUGGUCCGCAGCCGCAGCUCGGACAUUGUGUCGUCGGUCCGGAGGCCCAUGAGCGAUCCCGGGUGGAACAGACGUCCUGGGAACGAGGACAGGGAGCUGCCCAUGGCCACCAGCAGUGCUGGAGCAGCUGUGCUGGCAGCCACGUCUCAGUCAUCGUCUUCAUCUCCCAGUAAGGACUCCUCCAGGGGAGAGAUUGAGGAACGAAAAGACAGCGAUGAUGAGAAGUCUGACAGGAACAAGCCCUGGUGGAGGAAACGUUUUGCAUCUGCCAUGCCCAAAGCUCCUAUUCCAUUUAGAAAGAAAGAAAAACAAGAGAAAGACAAAGAUGACAUGGUGCCUGACAGAUACGCAACACUUCAAGAUGAUCCCAGCCCAAGGCUCAGUGCACAGGCACAAGCUGCUGAGGACAUUCUGGACAAAUACAGGAAUGCCAUCAAGAGAACCAGUCCCAGUGAAGGAGCCAUAGUGAACUAUGACAGUGCAGAGGCUCUUGGGGAUGGUGAGAGCAUGCACGACUCCCCGCGGGACGAGGCCUUGCAGAACAUGUCUGCAGACGAUCUCCCAGACUCUGCAAGUCAAGUAGCACAGCCACAAAGUUCUGCUUUCUCCUAUAGGGAUGCAAAGAAGAAAUUGAGAUUGGCUCUUUGUUCAGCAGAUUCUGUUGCCUUCCCGAUGUUGACCCACUCAACACGGAAUGGUCUCCCAGACCACACAGACCCCGAAGAUAAUGAAAUUGUGUGCUUCUUGAAAGUUCAGCUGGCUGAAGCCAUCAACCUCCAGGACAAGAACCUGAUGGCACAGCUGCAGGAGACGAUGCGCUGCGUGAGCCGCUUCGACAACAGGACCUGUCGGAAGCUGCUGGCCUCCAUUGCAGAGGACUAUAGGAAAAGAGCUCCAUAUAUUGCUUAUUUGACUCGCUGUCGCCAAGGCCUGCAGACGACACAGGCACACCUGGAAAGGCUCUUGCAGAGAGUUCUGCGAGAUAAAGAAGUGGCCAACAGAUACUUCACUACAGUAUGUGUGAGGUUACUGCUGGAGAGCAAAGAAAAGAAAAUAAGGGAAUUUAUUCAAGAUUUCCAGAAGCUCACAGCAGCAGACGAUAAAACAGCCCAAGUUGAGGAUUUCCUUCAGUUCCUGUAUGGGGCUAUGGCUCAGGAUGCCAUAUGGCAGAAUGCCAGUGAGGAACAGCUUCAGGAUGCACAAUUAGCCAUCGAGCGCAGUGUGAUGAAUCGCAUUUUCAAACUUGCCUUCUACCCUAAUCAGGAUGGAGAUAUUCUGCGUGACCAGGUCCUUCACGAGCACAUACAGAGGUUAUCCAAAGUAGUGACUGCAAACCACAAGGCCCUUCAGAUACCUGAGGUCUAUCUCCGGGAGGCACCGUGGCCGUCGGCACAGUCCGAGAUCCGCACGAUAAGUGCUUACAAAACCCCCCGGGACAAGGUGCAGUGUAUCCUGAGGAUGUGCUCCACCAUCAUGAACCUGCUCAGCCUGGCCAAUGAGGAUUCAGUACCUGGGGCAGAUGAUUUUGUUCCUGUUUUGGUUUUUGUCCUGAUAAAGGCAAACCCCCCUUGCCUGCUGUCCACUGUGCAGUACAUCAGUAGUUUCUAUGCCAACUGCUUGUCUGGAGAGGAGUCCUACUGGUGGAUGCAGUUCACGGCAGCCGUGGAGUUCAUCAAAACCAUCGAUGAUCGCAAGUAGCUCGCCCAGCACAUGCAUGGGCAGACUGUGAGCAGGAGAGGAGCGUCUGAGAAUGUACAACAGCUGCAAAAGCUGAAGAAAAGACUUUCCUUGUAUAAUACUGUACAGAAUUGAGGCAUUUUAAAACACACCUUUACUAAUCUAAUUAAUUUAACAGAUUUUCCUCUUCUCUUUCGGUUGCGUUUUUCUCCCCUCUAGAUACUGGCACUGCAAAAGGGACCACAGUCUUCAGGUAUUUUGGAAUCUCAAAACAUGCAGAAAAUAUUUCAUGCUUUCUCCACCACCCCUCUUGCUGAAUUCUUCCUCACGUGAAUAGUUCAUUUGAUUUCUAACAGAAAACUGAAACAAGAGGAAUCAGGGCAGCCACACAGUAAACUUUCUAGUUGAAUACACCUUUUAUUAAGAAAACACCAGCCACACUGAAAGUUUGUAGUAGCUGACAUCAGUUAUUGAUUAUAUUUCACCUAAAUUUAAAAUCUGAGAGGACAAUGUAAAUAUUAUAUAACUAUAUUUAAUGCAUUGCAAGUUUCUUUGGACUCAUUAUCCUUCGAAUAAAAAGCAAAAGCCUCUCUGACCUCUAACAGGUUGUGAUGUACCGUGUUUUGGUGAUGGAAGGACUUCCUAGAAAGGCUAAGGUUUAAAAAGGGCAAACUGAACUAUUUAUUAAAAUGUAAUUAAGGUUACUGAAAUUUCUAAAACUGGAAUUUUUAAUAGGGCUUAUUAGCUAGCUGAACACUUCUUGGCUAGGGCAUUAGGGUGUUACAGAGGUUUGGGUAUAUAGAGGAGAGCGACUGUAAGUUACAAUAGAGAAGUCUAAUAUAAAAAAGGAGAAAUAAAAUACCUUACUGUAAUAUUUUUUCUGAUCUAUUGUGUAUACUGUACAAACCCCAAACAGAGAUCCUUAACAGAACCUUGGGCUGUAAUAUAUAUUUUGAUUAGUGACAUUAAAUACAUAUGCCAGGGGGUUCAGUGAAUGUUUUUACUAAAUGUUCUUCGUGUUGUCUGCUAUGCAGCAGUGCAAGUUUUACUGUUCAUAUAAAAUAUUUUAAAAUAAUAUAACACUGUUCUUUAUGAAACAUAUCAUGGCAUCAGUUCAGGGUGUUUUAUAGAUUUCUCACCCCUCCUUUCCCUUAAACUGACAGUUACCAGGUUAAAGAGGUUUUUAUGCACACCACCACGUGUGUUUUUCACGACUGAAGUGGUCUGGGGCAUGGCCAGUGCGUGUUGGCUCUUUAUAAGCACUCGCUGUCCUUUUUCAGCUUGAAUACAGUGAAAAAGGACAUCGAGCACUGAACUUUUUCAUGUCAGUAUUAUUUCUUGCUCUUUCCAGAGUGUUCAUUGCACUUCUGACAGAGGGAUGUGGUAAGGUUUGGUGUCUGUGAGUGGUAAACAAAAUCUUUCUCACAGUCUUUUCAAAACACGAUUGGCUGAUUUUGUGUGUGUGCAUUUUGAUGAUUAAAACCUGUAAGCAACUAGUA